UUUCGUGGGGUUUUAUAUGCAGCAAUAUUCAACUUCAGCAAACGGAUAGAUCCCGGUGACUGGAUUGGAGAUGGACACGUCGCACGUAUACCAUUCGGAUUGUAUCUCAAAUAUGGUUCACUACAAGAGGCGCUGGCCACUCAAUAUGUGGCGAAGCAUACAACUAUUCCAGUCCCUGAAUGUUGCUCCCGCUGGCGAAGACGGGGUCUACAUGUUGAUGAUUCAGAUGCCUGGCCAGCAGUUCGGCUUGCGUAUAGGUGAUCUCAACAGCCUUUCGCCUCGCCAACUGCAGGUAGUGGAGGACACGCUCCGCGACUGGUUCGACCAACUACGGUCCCUUGUUCCCCCGGAUCCAGAUGCAGUAUGUGGGUUUGGUGGCUAUUCCUUUAAAAGCUAUCGCAUCAGCCAUAUGAGGAGGGUCGGUCCUUUCCGCUCGCAGAAAGAAUUUCAUAUGAAACUUUUGGAGAACUACGAGGACGAACUCGGUGAAAUAGCGUCUGCUAGCCACUCAAAACCUCAUCGGAUCUGCUUCACCCAUAUCGAUUUCGAAUGCGCGGGAUGGAUGCCGGAGUAUUGGGAGUAUACUUACGUGCUGUAUAUCCAAUAUCCGCACUACAAGGAAUGGUGCGAUCUCUUUACACGCAUUUUUCCUCAAUAUUCCACUGAGCUUGAGGUCGAAUAUCGAUUGUGGGAGUUCGCUUUUCCGUGGUAGACGAAGUUGUUCACGCGGGCUCUGAAUGCUGGAACGAUUUGCUACAUGCUCCUGGAUUUCUCGCUAUGCGGAUUGACAAAUUCGCCUGCGAAGUAGGUUGCCAUAAGUCGAUGUGAUGUUUUUUGCAAGGCAAUAUUCCGCGCUGGCGUAUCCUUUGCUUCAUGUUCUUCUGACCUAACUUAGUUAUUGUAUGGUUGCGUGCGACGAUGUUACUUCACUCUUCCUUUCAUAUAUAUGCGACAGUCUUGUCUAUAUAUCAUAACGGG
Laetiporus sulphureus 93-53 is the source of this 978-nucleotide messenger RNA. RefSeq lists its product as uncharacterized. The transcript has 3 exons. Lineage: Eukaryota; Fungi; Basidiomycota; Agaricomycetes; Polyporales; Laetiporaceae. The record is from RefSeq and is a predicted model, not a curated record. The coding region runs from base 71 to 712 and encodes 213 amino acids.